GUUGGGAACAGAAGUUCAAGAGGCCGCGCUGCUCCUUCUCCCACUUUCACUGGGGAGUCUUGCUCUGCAAGUGCAGUUGCAGGCGGUUCGGGAGCGCACACCCAGACCUGCCGCCCGCCGCUUCUGUAUCUCUGCAUCUGCCACCGUGGGUCCCAAGUUCCAGCGACUUCUCCUGUCCCACCCUCUCCGCUCUGCUCCCCGUGUGUCCUGAAGAAAGGGGACCUGCUCCCGAGAUUUCCCACGGUGAUGAUAGCAUUUGAAGACCUGGCUGUGUACUUUACAUGGGAGGAAUGGCAGAAAAUGAACAAUGCUCAGAAAAUCCUGUACAGAGAUGUGAUGCUGGAGACCUACAGCAGCCUCUUCUCCUUGGGGCACUGUACUACCAAACCUGACUUGAUCUUCAAGCUGGAGCAAGGAGCAGAGCCAUGGAUGGUGGAAGAAUGCCUGAAUCAGAGCCUUUCAGUGGGCAUGAAAAAGAAUGACCUGAUUAGGAUCAACCAGGAAAGUUGGGACAAAAAUCUGAAUCAGGAUUUUAUGAAAAAUAACAAGACAUCAGCCCCCAAGAGAGUUGAAUUAAGAACAACACUUAGUUUAAAUUUAAGCCAUAUUCCAACAAUGAUUAUUAAAAAGGGAACCUAUUCAGGAUUGAAGCCUGAGGAAUGCAAUAUAUGUCACACUGUGUAUCUCCCCAGUGGGCCUGAUCAACUACAGGCUGGAAAGAAAUUUGGUAACACUAAGGUGUCUGGAAAUACUCUCCAGUUCUGUGAGCCUCUUGGUCAGUGUGACAAGAUUCACAUCAUGAGGCAGCCAUUUGGACCCACUGGACAAGCAAAAGUCUUCACAAGAAAUAUGUUCUGUAAAUCUGAGAGGGUUCAUAUGGGAGAAAAUUGUAAUAAGGCAGCUGUCACUUUUGGAAAAGCAACUCAAAUAGAAAAAACUAUCCAUGAAAAUUCUAGCCUCAAUAUACAUCAACAAACCCACAUAAGAGAGAAAUUUUAUGAAUACAUUAGGGAUGAUGAACCUGUCAUUCACCAAUUACAUCUUGCAAUAAAACAGAAACCACAUAUAAGGGAAAAACUCUACACAUGUAAACCUUGUGGAAAACCACUGAGCUCUAAAUCAUCUUAUGAAUGUAAUGACUGUGGAAAAGCAUUUGGACAAAAGUCAGCCUUCCUCAUACAUCAGAGAAUUCACACAGGGGGGAAACUUUAUGAAUGCCUUCAUUGUGGAAAAGGCUCUCUGUGGAAGUCAUCCUUCCUCAUACAUCAGCAAAUUCACACAGGGGAGAAACCUCAUCAAUGUAAUGACUGUGGAAAAGCCUUUGGACAAAAGUCAGACCUCAUAAUGCACCAGAGAAUUCACACAGGGGAGAAACCUCAUCAAUGUAAUAAUGACUGUGGAAAAGCCUUUAGACACAAGUCAAAGCUCAUAAUGCACCAGAGAAUUCACACAGGAGAGAAACCUCAUGAAUGUAAUGACUGUGGAAAAGCCUUUGGACAGAAGUCAAACCUCAUCAUGCAUCAGCGAAUUCACACAGGGGAGAAACCUCAUCAAUGUAAUGACUGUGGAAAAGCCUUUGGACAGAAGUCAACCCUCAUAAUGCACCAGAGAAUUCACACAGGAGAGAAACCUCAUGAAUGUAAUGACUGUGGAAAAGCCUUUGGACGCAAGUCAAACCUCAUCAUGCAUCAGCGAAUUCACACAGGGGAGAAACCUCAUCAAUGUAAUGACUGUGGAAAAGCCUUUAGACACAAGUCAAAGCUCAUAAUGCACCAGAGAAUUCACACAGGAGAGAAACCUCAUGAAUGUAAUGACUGUGGAAAAGCCUUUGGACAGAAGUCAAACCUCAUCAUGCAUCAGCGAAUUCACACAGGGGAGAAACCUCAUCAAUGUAAUGAUUGUGGAAAAACCUUUGGACAAAAGUCAGCCCUCAUCAUGCAUCAGAGAAUUCACACAGGGGAGAAACCUCAUCAAUGUAAUGACUGUGGAAAAGCCUUUGGACGAAAGUCAGCCCUCAUAAUGCACCAGAGAAUUCACACAGGGCAGAAAUCUCAUCAAUGUAAUGACUGUGGAAAAGCCUUUGGACACAAGUCAAACCUCAUCAUGCAUCAGAGAAUUCACACAGGGGAGAAACCUUAUGAAUGUAAUGACUGUGGAAAAGCCUUUGGCCAUAAGUCAGCCCUCAUAAUGCACCAGAGAAUUCACACAGGAGAGAAACCUCAUGAAUGUAAUGACUGUGGAAAAACCUUUGGACACAAGUCAAACCUCAUCAUGCAUCAGCGAAUUCACACAGGGGAGAAACCUCAUCAAUGUAAUGACUGUGGAAAAGCCUUUGGCCAUAAGUCAGCCCUCAUAAUGCACCAGAGAAUUCACACAGGAGAGAAACCUCAUCAAUGUAAUGACUGUGGAAAAGCCUUUGGACGCAAGUCAAACCUCAUCAUGCAUCAGCGAAUUCACACAGGGGAGAAACCUCAUCAAUGUAAUGACUGUGGAAAAGCCUUUAGACACAAGUCAAACCUCAUAGUGCAUCAGAGAAUUCACACAGGGGAGAAAUUUCAUCAAUGUAAUGACUGUGGAAAAGCCUUUGGACAAAAGUCAGACCUCAUAGUGCAUCAGAAAGUUCACACAGGGGAGUAACCUCAUGAAUGUAACGAUUGUUGAACAUCCCUUGGCCAUAAAUCAGCCCUCAUGAAACAUCAGUGAAUUCACACAGGGGAGAAACCUGUGAGAAACCUAUAUGAGAAACUAAUGUAAUGACUGUGGAAAAGCCUUUGGCCAAAAGUCACACCUCCUAUCACACCAGAAACCUCAUGAAUGUAAUGACUGUGGAAAAACUUUUGCCCAUAAGUUCCAACUCCAAAUGCAUCAGAGGAUUCACACAGGGAAAUAACUUUAUGAAUGUAAUAACUGUGGAAAAGUCAUUUGCUAUAAAUUGUACCUCAUGUCAAAACAGAAUUCACACUUGGCAGAAACCUUAUGAAUCUAAUGAGUGUGGGAAAGCAUUUUAUUAUAAAUCAUAGCUCAUAUCACAGCAGAGAAUUCACACCAGGGAGAAACCUCAUGACUGUAGAAAAGCCCUUGGCAAUAAGUCACAUCUCAGAAUGCAUCAGAAAAUUCACAUGAAGAGAAACUUUUUUAACAUAAUGACUUGAAAAGCCUUUUCCUAUAAUUCAACCCUCAUUGCACAUCAUCUAAUUCAUGUAGAGGAAACACUUUUAAUAUAAUGCAUAUGGAAAGGCCUUUAUCCAUAAGUAACACCUCAUAAAAUUUCAGAGAAGUCACAUGGGAGAGAAACUUAAUGAAUGUAAGGAGUAUUGGAAAAUUCUGCCAAAAUUAUACCAUAUAAUGAUAGAAUUUAUUACAAGGUAGAAAUCUUGUUAUAAAUGUGGGAAAGCCUUUUUUCAGAAGCAAUACCUAAUAACACAUGGAAUUCAAACAAGAUAGAGAACUUAAGAAUAUAAUGAAUGUGAAAGACUUUUUCCAAAAUCAAUGUAACCAUUGUGACAGAGCCUUUUGCUGAAAAUCACAUCCCAUACAAUAGGCACUCCCAUAAAGAAGAAAGGUCAGAAAUGUUAUCAGUGUGGGAAAAAAAGCCAUUUGUCAAAAAUUGAUCAUUACAUAAUAGAAGUCACAGCGGGGCUUUCUUAGAAGUGUAAUGAAUGUGGAAAUAUGUAUUUUAGGAAUUCAGGCUUGCAUAAAUAUGGAACUCAAAAAGGUGAUUUCCUUCAAGUGCAGCAGUUAUGAAAAAAACAUUUAGCCAGAAAUUAAACAUCAACAAACAGCAGAGAAUUCAUACAGAAAAUUAUCAAUUUAAUGAAUGUGAAAAAUUCCUCUGCCACAAAUCAAUUCACAUGAAGAGACUAAGAAAUGAGAAAACAUACAUGCAUAAAAAAGUUAUGUACCAAAAAUCAUCUCUCCAUGACUGACAAUUCACACAAAGGAAAAAUCCUAUGACUGUAUUGUAAUGGGAUUACAUUAUUAUUAUUAUUAGGCAAACUUCCACAAAACAUAACAAGAUUACAGAGAGAAGUCCCUGAAAUACAAUGUGUUUAGAAGAAUUCUUUGGGCGGUGCCGUGGCUUAACAGGCUAAUCCUCUGCCUUGCAGCACCAGCACACCGGGUUCUAGUCCCGGUUGGGGUGCCGGAUUCUAUCCCGGUUGUCCCUCUUCCAGGCCAGCUCUCUGCUAUGGCCCGGGAAGGCAAUGGAGGAUGGCCCAAGUGCUUGGGCCCUGCACCCACAUGGGAGACUGGGAGAAGCGCCUGGCUCCUGUCUUCGGAUCAGCAGGAUGCGCCGGCCACAGCGGCCAUUGGAGGGUGAACCAACAGCAAAAAGGAAGACCUUUCUCUCUGUCUCUCUCUCUCACUAUCCACUCUGCCUGUCAAAAAAAAAAAAAAGAAUUCUUUGGUGGAAUCACAUCAUAGCAAGUAUUGGGCAGUUUGCAUGAUGAAUUGUGACAGAGAGUGGUUAACCAUUCUUCAGAAAUUUUUUCUCUUAUACAACCUGUGGUUUUGAUUUCUCAUUAUUGUCAAUGGGACCAAGUAUAUGAAUUUGUGCCCUCAUGUGUAAAUUUUGUUAAUAAAUAUUUAAAAGUUGCAACAGAUGAUUAACAGUUAUUGCAACAGUAACUUAGAAUACCAUCUUCAUCUAUUACAAAGUUAUUUGUUUUAGAGCUGCUUUGUUGUCCACCCAGGAUUCUUUCACCACAUUAUUGUAGAGAACUUAAGAAUAUAAUGAAUGUAAAGGACUUUUUCCAAAAUCAAUGUAACCAUUGUGACAGAGCCUUUUGCUGGAAAUCACAUCCCAUACAAUAGGCAUCCCCAUAAAGAAGAAAGGUCAGAAAUGUUAUCAGUGUGAAAAAAAGCCAUUUGUCAGAAAUUGAUCAUUACAUAUCAAAGAAUUCACACUGGGGGUUUCUUAAGAGUGUAAUGAAAUCAGUGAUGUGACCAUAGGCAUGUCAAGUACAACAUGUUCCAGCCAUAAUAGUGUACCCCAGCCCUAGAUGAUAAGUGUUGUAUGCAGCAAAAGGGAAUGAGCUUCUGGUCACCUAUAUACCCAUGAGAAAUUUGAACUUAUCUGUGUGAAUAUCUGGAUUAGACUCCACUACCCAAGGUCUAUUUGAAUAUUCAUGUAGAUGUUGUCUCACACAUCACUCUCAUUCUUUAAAGGGACAAUGUCAAACCCUAUAAAUUGCAACUCUACUUAUCUCCUGAAUUUUCUUGUAUUACUGAGUACAUAAUCCCUUUUUCAUUCAUGAUUCCCCUUUUCUCUUCUUCAUUCAAUUCCUAAUUGCUGAGAGACAAGAACUUGGAAAGAAGUCUAUCUGGGUGGUACCCAUUGCAAUAGAGAAGCAGGAGCAUAAAUGUAGUACAAUUUUGUAUUAAUAUAACUUUACAAUGACUUUUAUAGCAUUUUUGUUUGUAUUAUUACCCACUCCUGCAGGUGACCCUCAUUUUU
Messenger RNA from Lepus europaeus (European hare), 5455 nucleotides. Its product is annotated as zinc finger protein 260-like. Bases 247 to 2637 code for a protein of 796 amino acids. NCBI's taxonomy places the organism in Eukaryota, Metazoa, Chordata, Mammalia, Lagomorpha, Leporidae. The transcript has 4 exons. Gene Ontology annotation, biological process: regulation of DNA-templated transcription. The record is from RefSeq and is a predicted model, not a curated record.